This is a messenger RNA of Crotalus tigris (Tiger rattlesnake), 3545 nucleotides long. RefSeq names its product transmembrane channel like 5 (gene TMC5). The transcript has 26 exons. The record is from RefSeq and is a predicted model, not a curated record. The coding region runs from base 833 to 3448 and encodes 871 amino acids. Lineage: Eukaryota; Metazoa; Chordata; Lepidosauria; Squamata; Viperidae. Gene Ontology annotation, cellular component: plasma membrane. Gene Ontology annotation, molecular function: mechanosensitive monoatomic ion channel activity.
AGUGUCUGUAUUAUCUGGUCUUAUCAAUUGGCUUUCAGCACUUGGCUUUCUGGCUGUGAUGUUUGAAAAGUUUCAAAAUAAAAGAGGACUGCUUGAACUAAAAGCGGGUCAGUAGCUGAGAACACUAAAGCAGAGUUUUUCCUUCUGAUUUUAAAAGUUUUUGUACAGGUGAUCCUCAACUUACAACCAUUUGCUUACCGACUGUUCAACGUUACAACAGGACUGGAAGAAAUAACUUAUGAAUGGCCUUCCAUUUAAAACUGUUGCAGCAUCGCCAGAGUUGUGUGAUCAAAAUUUGAGCACUUGGUCAAUGUCAUAUAUUUUAUUUUGACUCUAGCAUUGCCUUAGCAAUGCUUGUCUUAGCAUAAGACAAGGAUUGCAUGUGAUCACUACCACUACGUUGUGCUUCCAGGAAGGAACUGACGCCAGGAUCUUAUACCAACUUUUUCCAAGAAAACGAGGACACACAAAGAUGAGAUGAUCUGAACAAAUGUUGAUGGUGGUGCCAGCCAAGGAAUCUUAAGAUUAUACUGAUCCUGUGAAAAGGUCAUCUGAGAAGCUAUUGCAAGAAUAAUUUAGUGCAUGGUGGAAGUGGGUGAAAAAUCACAAAGGCCUUUGCAUUUCCCUGAGUCCAUUAAACAAAUUCAGUGCCUCUCUGAAUUUUCAAGCAUUCUCUGUGAUAUUUGAGCGGUGCAGAAGUCAUCGGAGGCGAUUCGUUUCUGGAUAAGUUGAAGCGCAUCACUUGUUUCAGGAUGAGAUUGGCAGCACUGAGAUGAUCUAAGUAAAUCUCCCAAGGGCUCUUUUCCUACAAAGGCCAGGACCUGGAUCCAUCAUGUCUGUUCCUUACAAUGACAUCAUUGAAAAUCCUGACUAUCACUAUUCCGAAACCUUGGAAAUCGACAAGUUAAGACCUUCUCAAAGAAGUACACACCGUCCAGACAAUCCUUACGCCCCCUUUGGGGACGACGACAAGGAAGGAGGACAAGGACAGAAUUCACCAGUUCUGAUACCUCUGAGAUUAGUACUGAGUCCAGACGAGACCAAAUAUCCACCAACCGAUUAUGGGUUUGAAUUGCCCAGAACAAACCCACAUGGAAAGGAAUAUGUUAAUCCUUCUUUUGAGUAUGAACCAGAACUUGAAGGGAUAUUACCUACUACCAGCCGUGCUGUCGAUAUUCAGGAUGCAGACAGUUAUUCAGAUGCAUCAGAGAGAGUUAAUAUUGUCCAGAGGCGUAGCAGGCGACACAAUUAUGCAACUUUUGCAAGGCCCAACUUGCUUCAUUUAGACCCAGAAUAUAUGGAAGCAAAGAGGAAAGAAGAAGAAAAAUUAAUCAACGAUCUGUCAAGCAUGUCCACCCAUGAAAGAGUUAAAGCAAUCCAGAAGAUUCCCAAAUCAAUGAAAGAAAAACGUGAAAUUAGGAACCGUGUCCUAACGGAAAAAAAAAAGAAAUCCUACAGACAGGAUGCUCAUCUGAAUUGUUGUACCCAGUGCUUUUACAACACGGCUUUGUCCUUCCGGCAGUUAAAGAGCAGCUUUGUCGACUGCCUUCAGCUCUUCCGGUUUUGGCAGAAAACGCUCAAAGACAUUGGCAGCCAAUUUGGGACCAGCAUCCAUUCCUACUUUGUCUUCCUGACGUGGCUUCUCAUGUUCAACGUUUUCUCAUUCCUGAUCAACUUCAGUUUUCUUGCCAUCCCUCAACUCAUCGCAGCCCAGCCAAAUCACCUUUCCUUCACGAGUCUGGAGUUUUUGACCGGAGCUGGUUAUUUUACAAACACGGUGUUCUACAAUGGCUUUUACACCAACGGCACAAUAGCAAAAAUUGAGAACGCCGCGCCAUAUUACAUGCAACUGGCUUACAUUUUCACAAUCGGGAUUUAUUUUAUCAUCUGCUUUCUGAGCUUGAUCUACAGCAUGGCAAAAUCCUUCCGUAACAACAUUGUGAUGCCUCAAAUGCACUCGGGCAACGCUGCCAAGCUUCUUUGCAUCUGGGACUUCAGUGUGAUGGACGAGAAAGCUGUCCAGAUGAAUCAGAAAAAUAUCUGCAUGCAGAUCAAGGAGACCCUUUCUGAAAUGCGUAUUGAAUCUGUGAAGCUAUCUCUGCAGCAAAGGAUUCUUCGCUUCUCGAUUCACCUGGCCUUCUGGUUUCUCUCGCUGGGCUUCACGGUGGCUUCGUGUGCUGGCAUUUACUUCUUUUCCCUUGUGAAUUUACAGUUAUUUCUGAAUGAGGAAAACACCCAGCUUGAAAACGAAGCUGCCAUGUUGAUCUUGCCUAUCGUGGUGAGCCUCUUCAACCACGUGAUGCCAUUCCUGUACUCCUUCUCCAGCUUGGUUGAAAAGUUUGACUAUCCUAGGCACCAGAUCUACACUGCUAUUAUCAGGAAUGUCAUCUUGAAAAUAUCCACCAUUGGAGUCCUCUGCUACUACUGGCUCAACGUAGUAGCUCUCUCCAAAGUGGAGUGCUGGGAAACCUUCAUUGGCCAAGAUAUAUACAGGCUGCUUAUAGCAGACUUUGUCUGCUGCCUCCUGGGUUCAUUCUUCGGUGAAUUUGUACUACGACUUAUUGGCACCGAAUGCUGUAAAAAAAUUGGCGUGCCAGAAUUCGACAUUGCUCGAAACGUUUUGGAUUUGAUCUACGCUCAGACUUUGACAUGGAUUGGGAUCUUCUUUGCUCCUCUGCUUCCAGCCAUUCAGAUGAUAACAUUUUUCAUCAUAUUUUGUGUGAAAAAGAUCAGCCUGCUGAAGAACUGCCAGCCGCCCCGCAAAGCUUGGCGAGGGUCCCAAAUGAACACCAUUUUUGUCUUCCUCCUCUUUUUCCCCUCUUUCACCGGAGUCCUCUCGGCCGUCGCGGUCACUGUCUGGAGACGGAAACCUUCCGAAGCGUGUGGCCCUUUCCGAGGUCUGACAGCUCCCUUCGAAGCUAUCUCUGGCUGGAUUUCAGUCUUGACUUCUUCACCGGGCUCAGGAUGGGUAGUGUGGAUCUACCGCAACUUAAUCGAGAGCACACACUUCUUCUUCAUCCUUUCAAUUAUUGUGUUGAUGCUCAUAUACCUUUUCUGGCAAAUCAUCCGUGGACGAAAAACAAUGGUUAAACUGCUACAAGAGCAAAUUGUUAACGCCGGCAAAGAUAAAAUGUUUCUACUGAAGAAAUUACGUGGACUGCAAGCUUCUAAGAUGCCCUCUUUGAGAAGGCAGCCAGAGAGGGACUCCUCUCUCAGCCAGCUGCCUAAGGGGCAAAGCUGUGUUUUGCUGCCCAGCUGCGUGGAGCCCUUUCUCUGGAGAGAAUCUUCUACUGAGUUUGCUGGACACCCUGUGAUGGCUACCUUUAAUCCUGAGGCUAACAAAAUAACCCAGAAUGCUGGAGUAUCUGACGCCCUGGUUUUGGCUUUGAGAGCAAGACAAGAAGCUGAAUGGGAAAUGGAAGAUGAAGAAAGCUUGAAGUGGAAGUAGAGAAUGAAGUAAUAUGCACACAACAAGCACUUUUUAUCUAGAACUUUGCUGUUUGCACAAAUAAAGUAUUUGCAGGAACCUCCUAGAACUCUAAAAA